AUGGAAUAUUAUCACAAUGAGCUGGAUAUGCUAGAUAAGGCAAAAGUUCUAGACAGUGUCAAAAAAAAUCUUCAGAAUGUGGCAAAUGUUAACUCUGGAUUCGACUUAGAGCGUAGAAUAAAAGCCCAAGAACUCAUUGAUAAUUGGAAGUCUACAAUAGGAGCUCCUCCAAUCGCUGCCGAAUCGGAUAUGAAUAAAUUCAACAAAAAAUUCAUUGAAGAUCUCUAUAAACUUCUCAAUGAUAAUCUUAAUAAGAAAAUUCGUAGUGAAUUUCAAAAUAUCAAGGGGGAUGUAGAAAAGAUUAGAUGUCAGAUGGAAAAGAUUGACAGUGCAGUGAAAAGUCUUGAACAAAAAAAUAAUACUGAAGGAA
Messenger RNA from Diversispora eburnea, 370 nucleotides. Lineage: Eukaryota; Fungi; Glomeromycota; Glomeromycetes; Diversisporales; Diversisporaceae. The record is from the annotation of a GenBank genome assembly.